This is a messenger RNA of Onthophagus taurus, 2310 nucleotides long. The record is from RefSeq and is a predicted model, not a curated record. NCBI's taxonomy places the organism in Eukaryota, Metazoa, Arthropoda, Insecta, Coleoptera, Scarabaeidae.
AUCUUUUUUUGGAGAUUCUAAGUUAAUUUAAUUUAUUUAAAUUAUCUAUGUCCGCCCGAACGAUGACACAUUUAAUUUUCCUGGAGAUAACAGAGUUACAGAAAACAACACGAACAAAAAUCGAUGAUAAUCCCUUUUGGGUUAGAAAAAGCUGGAAACUACCGCUUCACCCCCACCAUAUAAAGUGUAUGAAAAGCUUUUCUGCAGCGCGCAAAAGCCGCCGCCUAGCAUCGUCGUCUCCUCCUUGUCUACGUAUGUUUUAUAUAUUUUCGAUUAAAACUUAAAAAUAUUUAAUACCACAAAGUAGAAGGAGGAACCCAGUGCCUAUUAAUACUUAAAGGAUUAAUAUAACACAAGUGGCUUAAUAAAAUGGAUAUUAGCGCCAGUGCCUUUAAUUUACAAAAUGAAGAGAAAGCCAUCGCCAAAGAAAGAAAACAAGACGAACAGUUUAAUCUCAUAAUAACCAGCUGCACCUCUUUGAGUCGAUAUGAAAGCAAAAGAUUUAAAACUUUACUACCUCAAAUUCUAGCUGCUUUAAUCUCGUCAUCUUACCACAUCGUUUAUGGAAUAUCUUUAGCCUUCUCAGCUGUUCUAAUUCCCGUUUUGGAGGAGACGGAAGGAGACUUAAAUAUAGAGAAAAAUGGCACAACUGGUGGAUUUAUUGCAAGUAUCAUAGUAAUUGUUGUGCCAAUAGCUUCAAUAGUAUGCGGUUUUAUAAUGGAUUACCUUGGGCGACUCCACACAUUAAAACUAACCACAAUUCCUGUUACGAUCGGUUGGGCCUUAAUAGCCACCGCUCAAAACAUCCCGAUGGUGUUAGUUGGACGCCUCUUAACCGGUUUAGCUGGAUCUUUUGGUACAAGUCCCGCUAUUGUUUAUAUAACGGAAAUAGCCCGUGCGGAUAUGAGGGGUUCGUUGAUUUCUUCGGCGCCCGCUUUUACAUCGUUAGGAAUGGUGUUGGCGUACUUAAUGGGUUGGUUUAUGACCUGGAGACAAGUGUCUUGGGUUUGUACCGCUCUCUCGAUCAUACCAUGCUUUUUGGUGUUAUUAAUCCCGGAGAGCCCCGUUUGGUUAGUUAGUAAAGGAAGGUUGGAGCAAGCGAGGAAAUCGUUGGAGUGGAUCCAUAAGUAUCAUCCAAAACCGCAAGAUAGGAUGCAAACCAUGGCAGAAUUACAUUUAGCCGUUUUAGUUAAAGACGACAGAAAGAAAAAAGAAGAGGCCCCCGCAAUUCGUUCAAAAGUCCAAAUCUUCAAGGAUUUAAUGAAACCAACCGCAUACAAACCUUUAAUUCUUUUGCUGGGUCUGUUCUGUUUCCAACAAUUCUCCGGAAUUUACAUAACUUUAUUCUACGCCAUACAUUUCUUCAAGAAAGUCGAUCAAAACCUUAAUCCCUACUUAGCCUCAAUAUUCCUCGGAACCGUACGUUUCGUAAUGUCCUUAGCAAACACCUACAUGUUACGUCGUUUCCAACGUCGUCCUCUCGUCUUAGUCAGUUGCGUUGGAAUGGCAAUUUGUAUGUUUAUUUCCGGUAUGUACACUCUCCAUGGGAAGAACGAUGGUACCAAUUCGUUCUUAAAAUGGGUUCCUGUCAUCCUUUUGGUUAUUUAUGUGAUCACCUCAAUGAUCGGGCUCCUCCCAAUUCCUUGGACGAUGUCGGCCGAAUUAUUCCCGUUGGAAAUUCGUGGAGUUGCUCAAAGUUUAUCUUAUAGUAUAGCGAAUACUUUGAUGUUUGCCGCAAUUCAAAGUUAUUAUCCGUUGGAGAGAUUGUUUGGGGGCGCAGCGGGAGUGCAAUUCUUUUUUGGGGUGAUGGCGUUGGCCGGAUUGGUUUAUUCGUUUGUGUUCCAACCGGAAACUCACGGAAAGAAAUUAACGGACAUCGUUGAGUAUUUCAACGAGAACACGAUUUAUCUGUUGGCGAAGAAAAAGGAGAAGAAGGGGAAAGAAAAGAAACCGAUUGUUAAAAAUCGCGCUGCCAAAACGGACGUGGAAAAAGCCGAUGAUAAAGGACAAAGUAAAAAUUUGAUGGAGGAAGGGAAUUAAGAUUUUUUUUAGGAGAAAUUUGGUGUAUUUAAGAAUUUUUAAUUAAUUAACUUAAUUUUUUUGAUUUAUUUAAAACUUAGAGACCAGUAUUAAUUUUUAAUUUCUGGUUAUUAUUAUUUUUUUUAAUAAUAAUGAUAAGUCGUACAACAUUUUUGCCAUAUACAAAAGUAAUUUCAAAACCUCGACAAGACAACAAUACUUACUUUUUAAGUACAUUUUUGUGAUAAUCUUAUUAUAAUGAUGUUUAUUAAAUAAUUUGUUUAUACAUUG